Molecule: messenger RNA, 6147 nt
Organism: Colletotrichum spaethianum
Lineage: Eukaryota; Fungi; Ascomycota; Sordariomycetes; Glomerellales; Glomerellaceae
Exons: 1
Coding region: 1-6147 (2048 amino acids)
Source: RefSeq, a predicted model, not a curated record
AUGCAUAAUGUCACCUCUCAAGACGAUAUCGCCGCUCCCAUUGCCCAGGAUCCCAAGGAUGUCUCAGUCCAAAACAACAACUCCGCUUCUGACGAGCCUAUCAAGGAGGAUUAUUCCCCGGACCAGGAUAAAGGCCAGGCUCCAGGUGACUCACUGGCACCAGAAAAUCUUAUUAGUGCAGAGGAAGCCACGCACGAAGAGAUUGAAGCUGCUGAAGCUGCGCUUACAGAAGAGGACUCUGAUGGAGCAGACGUUACCGCAGAUGACGAGACUCCCGCCCAAGAAGUAGCUUCUAAUAGGGAGAAGGAGAAAGCAACAACUGCUGAAUCUUCAUCUGAAGUACAAGCUGGCACAGAAAAUGACACAAAGGCAACUGCUCCCGAGGCUGCUGAAGCCGCGGUGGAAGUCGAGACGGUCAAGGCAGAGAAUACACCCGUCAAGCCGGAUCAUGAUAUUUCUGAGGCAUUCCCAACUGGGGACCAACCAGAAAGUCAACCCGAGGGGGUUGACCAAAGAUCUACCGCCGAAUUUGGCGAGGUCUCAGAAAAAGAAGACGUGGGUGCAGAAGCCGCUCGGAAUGCUGCGAAUGACGAACAUCCCAAGAGAGCCGCUAUCGCAGAGGAGAAUCUUUCGGAUGUUCAGCUACCAGAGGAGCAACUUACUGACGCGCCAGCUAUGGGAGACCCUCAGACCCAAGAUAAUGACCAACUUGGGGGCAACCAAGACGCGGAAUUAUUCCAAUCCAAGAAGGUCUUUGAGCAAGAGAGUUUACCAACAGGCAAUGAGGUGCAAGCCCAACCCGAUUCUCGGGAGGCCCAAGUGGAAGUCAGUGAAUCACCCCCGACAACCCAAGAGCAGGAAGAGUAUCUACCAACCACUGCCAGCAAAGAUCUUGAAGAUGGAGAUUCCGAACACGGGGACACUCAACAUCCGUCAGAAGAACAAUUCGUUGGUGAUAUCUCUAACGCAGUUGAGGACAAUUCCACUGUUGGACCUUCUAACGCCGCCACCGACCCCCCUGCCAACAUCAACUUGACGAAGGACGCUGAGGUCGACGAAGAAGCGGAGUCUCUCGAGUCCGAGUCCGAGACCCAGGUCGAGGUUAAGAAGAUUGAAGAGGACCAAGAUGCUGAGGAAGAGGCUUCUGCUGCAUCUGGCGAUGAAGAUCAGACCAAUAAUAUCGACGAAUCCGCUUUUGUUGGUAGCCCGAGCGUGCUCGAGAAUGCUCUACUGCGGAACUUAGAUGAUCACGAGAAGGAUCACGAGCUCUGGGACAUUCCCAAGUCUGUUGAGCAUAUCACAGAAGAGACAAAUGCUUCCAAGGAGGCUGAGCAGACAGAGGAGGAAAAAGUUGCCGAAACCUCCACCGAAGUCUCCGACCAUGAUGAGACCGAGAGCUCGCUCACACACGAUCCGUACGACGAAAAUCUCAAAGACGUCAUUGAUAGCAAUGAAAAAGUCCCCAAGACAGAUGUUGCACAUGGACAGGUCAACGCCGUUAAUGACGAAGCUCAGGCACAAGAAAUUGAAAUGUCAGCGGACGAAGAAGAUACCCGCAACAUAAUUCGGAUUAAUGUAUCUCAUGAGCACGACGCUCAAGGUGCUGUAAGAAGCGACUCGCAAAUCAGCGACGCGGACGUCAAGUUCGAGCCUACGCAACACAACUCUUAUCUUGCUGAAGCCGAUGUCAUGAAUCAGUCCCACGAAGACGUCAGUUUCGAUAAUGUUGAUCGUUCGCGUGGGCCCGAUCUUUCCGACAUUACCGAGCACACUGAGCCCGCCCCAUUCUUUGCUGGCCACGCUUCUGAUGUAACCGCGAAGUCCAACGAGUACUUCUAUCCCGAGUCUGUGAGUCGCGACGUUUCUGCGGCUCCUGAUGCUACGCUCGACAGUUCUUACAUGACUGAAACAUCGAGCAUGGCUGCGGAUCAGAGACAUGAACAUGAACAACAACAUGGAAGCUUCUUGCAGGGCACCGUCGCCUUUGGCCACGGCGACAACGGUUAUGUUGCAACAAGUCAAGCCCAUCUUGACGAGGAAGAAGACAAUCACUCCUCUUCUGUUCAGAGUGUUAGGGAAGAAAGCGACAUUGACGAGCCGUCAGAGACCUCCUAUAACCCAUUUGCCACAAGAAAUGCUGCGAGCUACGAACAACCCACAUACCAGUCAUCAGAUAUCCCAUACAACCCAUUUGCACUGCAAACAGUUGUCGAAGAGGAGCUGCCUCAGGAAACGUAUAAUUCUUUCGCCAAACGGGUGGCUGGUGACGCGUCGGAAGCUUCCUACAAUCCCUUUGCUCGAAACACAACUACUGCUGCCGACAACUUUCUUCGAUCAGCUAGCGCCUUUGGCCAUAGCCAGCCAUCUUCUCCUGAGCAGAGUUUCGCUCGGUCUACUAGUGCGCAAGGGCGACGCGACAGCGUUGGCUCCAACAAUCCAUUUGCUAGAAGCAUGACUCCUGCCGACCAGAACUUUUUGCCAACGGCCAGUACUCUCGGACAGCAAGAUAUGGCGCAAUCUUCCAACAACCCCUUUUCUCAAAGCAUCGGAGCACAGGGCCCCUACGAGUCGGACGACACCGAUACUGAUGACGAGGAGGCACUCGCGGCGGCCGAAUCAACGUACAAGAACUUAUUCCCGGUGCGAAACAGCCCCCCGGUUGCCAAUGAUGACUUAGCAUCUGCAGCGCAAAGCAUUGAACGCCGGCAGCCUACCCCUCAAGUUCCUGAGUCUAUGUAUAACAACCCCUUUGCUACAAAGAGCAGUAUGGCGGGAAGCGACGUUGCCGAACCACGGUUCCAUCAGAACUACUCGUCCCCAGCCGGUAGAAGUGAUUACUCAGUGGCGGAUGUUGAUGGGUCUAUGAACCCAGGCGCUCAGCACUUCGUUCAAGAGAGCAGCCCGCUUUCUGCCAGGAAUCUUGCAUCGACAACUCUGGACAGCAUCCAGGAACGUUACAAUAGCGAGUUGGAGGAUAUGGAUUCCGACUCUGAAGAGCCAGAGAGUCUCACAACCUCUCAGCAGCUGCCGACUUCGCAACACCGCACCAUUCCCCCUAUGCCAAGCAUCGCUGAGAGUUCAUUUCAAGGCUUUGACGACUCCGAUGAUGAGGAAGACUGGAAACCCCGCGACGCUCAAACCAGCCAUAUCGAUACUUUGUUGACAUCUUCCGAGUACAGACCAAGCCCACCUCCCCCUCCCCCACGUACCCCGAGUUCCCAGGGCAUUUACUCUCAAGAGGUGGAAGACUCAUCCGAAGAUGACGGUGAUAUCUUUCGUGCCAGCCCUGCUCAAAUAGCACAGCCAAACACACUCUCAUCAUCACAGUAUAGCGCAACGCCUCCAACAGCCCCUCCACGCGGCCUCAGCUUUCAAGAACACCAUGAUCAGCAGCCAGAAGACUCUUCGGAAGGGGAACAGAACGAAUGGGAUGACGACUUCACGCCUGUACAGACAAACACUUUCCUUACCUCGCAGUCCGGAGCCAUUCCACCUCGCCCACCGCCUCCCCGUGCCCCCAGUUCCCUCUCACAGACCCAGCUUCACGUGGAGGAUUCAGACGAGGAAGAUCAAGGUGUCUUGCCCUCGAGUAUUGCCCACCCUAACAUCCCUACUGCAUUGUCAACGUCCGGGCACCGGGCGACUCCUCCGCCGCCACCACCACCGCGUGUACCCAGCUCCCAGGGCCUUGAUCAUCAAGAGCGUCAGGACUCAAGUGAGGACGAAGCCCCACACAGCCAAAACAUUGCUCGACCUGGUCAGUUCCCCUUUUCAUCUUCAUCUCAGUCUAGGGCCACUCCACCCCCGCCCCCGCCUCCGCGAGCACCAAGCUCUCAAGGACAACACCGCCGGAAUCUCGAGGAUUCGGAUGAUGAAGAGGAUGCAUGGGACUCGAGAGUCACUCGGCCCGGCCAAGUUUCAACUCUACCGAUGUUGCAGUACAUGGCGACCCGGUCACCACCUUCGCCUCCGCGUGCGCCCAGUGUACAGGACAGCUACCGUCAAGAACUUGAGGACUCUGACAGUGAGGAGAAUGAGGAGGCAUGGGAAGCUAAUAUGUAUGGUCAGGCAACGAACGUGAUGGGAGCCAGCAAUCUGAUGGAAAGCAACCAUAUGGGAGUUGGCCCGACAGGAUCAGCAAGCCCGUUAGGAAUGGCUCCGAUGAUGACUUCCAGUUUACCAGCAUCGACAAGCCCUGUGAGGUCCACCGACCAGAUGUCGCAGACCGGUGCGAUGAAGUCAGCAUCCAGGGAGUCGGUACCGGCAGCAAGCAGCCAGGACCGUCAAAGUCAUCAAAAAGAAGAAGACGGGGAAGAAAGCGAUGAUUCUUGGGAGAACAUUGGGCAACGCGGUGAGGCACAUGCAGACCCUCCAGCAGACCAAGCAUCUACCGCGCCCACGCCACAGCUGCGCGUUGACAGCUACGAGCAACAGUGGCCGAACGCGAGUAAUGACCAAAUUUCCACAGCAUCAACUUAUCUUCAGCCCACCGGACCAGGGGACUUCACCGAUACGGAGUCUCAGGAGUACGCCACCCCACUGCCUUCAGCCGGUUUCAGCACAUCUUCGCAGUACACACAAGGAGCCGUGGACUCGCCGCGGCAUCCAGGAUCAUCUGGCAUGAAGGAUACCUAUGAUCAGAGUUACAACCGAGGGAUCCCAAGUCCCUCGUAUGACCAAGAAAGGUCGUUUGGCAGGGAGUCGUCAUUAGCUGAAGAGCUUGCCCAGGACUCGGCCUCGGACUCAGACGUCAGCGAGUACGAUCAUACACAAGCACCUGCUUUCCUGACCCAGAUCGGCAUUACUCAGCAGCAACAAGAAUCCAACGAACCUGUUCUGGAGCAAGUCAUCGAUUCGUUUCAUAGCGAUGAAGAUGACGGACCCAAAACCGCAGUAAUCUCCUCUGAAGACCAUCCAGCACAGUACGCAUCGUCUCGCUUCGGCGCAACGUCUUGGCGUGACGAGCUGCGGUCGCCCACUCUGUUUGGAGCCACGAGGCACAGCCGCUCGGGAUCCCUAAGAGAAGAACUCCAGAAGUCUCUUCACAACGAUGCCGAGUCUAGCUAUCCAUCGCCCAUUCAGUCUGCGUAUCAUCCAGAAUCACAGGCGCAGGACCCAUACGAGCAACAGCAAUCUCAUGGGUACGGCCAAGAAGUACUUGGCCAAAGCCCGCAGCUGUACGAACAAGAUCAUUAUGCCCCGCAACAUUCGGGACAGUCUCAGAAUGGCAAACACCAUUUCGAGGGGCAACCCUACGGACUUGCCGGAGAUACCCAGGAGCAAUUCCAAGCUCGGUCUGCACAGCCGACAGCAUCGCACCCUGAAGUUCAAAUAUCAGAAGUACAGGAAGAGGAGGAAGAGAACGAGCAGAAAACUCCGCAUCUCGCACCACAGCAAAGUGAGCAAGCAUCGGAAAUCAGCCCCCUAGCGUUGCGCCAAGAGUCGCCUGCGACGCCGUCGUCGCGGGGGACCCCUUCUCGUGGCCUCGCGUUCAGCAGGCACAAUCCUGACCGACCGCAGACACCGCCUACUCUGUCGGCCACAGAAGAAAAUAUUGAUCCCGAGUUGAUCAUUCCGCGCGACGUAACAAAUCUCCCAUGGCAUGCUCGGAACGACUCAGUUCCGCACUCGAUGCGAAGCCAAAGUACCAUCGACUCCAUGGCAUCAUCGCCGGUGCACUCGGCGUUGCAUGCUGACAAGCACGAGCCUGUCAUCCGAGACUCAUGGCCGGUUUCUGCUCACAUCCUGACGAGACCACGCAACGACUCUACAUUGACAGACCGUGACGACUAUGACCCCUUCAAGUACGAAGGUGGCGCAAAGCCGAUGCGUGGACCGUCGGGCUCAGUGGGGUCCCGCUCAGACAGCCCUCCUCGGAACACUGCAUCAAACAAUUCUCCUGGUAGCCUGAUCAGCAGGAUGCGAGGCAUUUUCGAGAACGCCCAGGCCAAGCAGGAGCCGGCAAGCCCAGUCCGGUCACGACCUGUGUCCGGUGUUUUUCACUCCGUGCGGCGCACCAAGCCCGACGGCGACGACGACGGCCCCGGGUACGAGCGCAAGGCAGGGUUCCUCAAUGAAGCCGAAGACGAAGUCGAUGAGCAGAGCGCACUCCUACGAAGCUCUGCUGGCGGGUUGGAGGCAAAUUGA